AUGUCUCAUCAAGCUAGUAACAAAACCCAAAUUCCAAAUCUCCCCCAAGAAGCUCAAAAAACUAACCCUAAGAUCCACAAAUAUGUGAAACUUGGUUACCAUUAUCUCGUCUUAAAUACAACUUACCUACUCAUAAUCCUGUUUGUUGCACGUCUAAAGAAUCUAAUAAUCUCAAAAUUUACUACAAUGUCAUACGUAACCCUAGUACUAGUCUCUUUAGGUAUAAUAUAUUACAUUUAUCGUGCUAAUAAACCUGUUUACUUAGUCGAUUUUGCAUGUUGUAAACCAGAUCCUUCGUUUAGGACCAGUAAGGCUAUGUGCAUGGAUAGAAUUGUUAAGUGCGAAUCAUAUAGUGAAGAGAACGUCGAAUUUCAAAGGAAGUUGUUUGAAAGAUCGGGGGUAGGCGACGAGACACACGUGCCUUCGUGCAUGUUGGAAGUCCCUCCUAAACGUUCACUAUAUGAGGCGAGGAAAGAAAUUGAGUAUUUGUUAUUUGGUGCGAUUGAUAAGUUGUUUACAAAAAAAUUAGAGGUUGGAAUUAAGGAAAUUGGGAUAGUUAUUGUGAAUUGUAGUAUGUUUAAUCCUUUACCUUCACUUUGUGACAUGGUUAUCCAUCGUUACAAGUUUAGAGGGGAUGUUGUGGCUUAUAAUAUAAGUGGUAUGGGAUGUAGUGCUGGAAUUAUUUCUGUUGAUUUGGCCAAAGAUCUCUUACAGGUACACCCUAAUACAUAUGCCUUAGUUGUGAGCGUGGAAGGCUUGACACAAAAUUGGUAUCCAGGCAACAACCGUUCAAUGCUCAUAUCAAACUGCUUGUUCCGUAUGGGAGGUGCAGCGCUUCUAAUAUCGAACAAACCAACUGACCGUCAUCGAUCAAAGUAUAAACUCAAACACAUCGUCCGUACACACCGUGGUGCCAAUGACAGUAGCUACAAAUGCGCAUACCAACAAGAAGACGAGCUAAGAAAAUCCGGCAUUGCCCUGUCCAAGGAUCUAAUGUUCAUGGCCGGGGAAGCCCUAAAGACAAAUAUCACAACUCUAGGACCAUUUGUUCUUCCCAUGUCCGAAAUCCUCCUGUUUUUGAUCAUUUUAAUAGGCAAAAAGGCUUUUUUAAUGCGAAAAAUCAAGCCAUAUUUGCCGGAUUUUAAGCUUGCUUUCGAGCAUUUUUGUGUACAUGCUGGAGGAAGAGCGGUACUUGAUGAAUUAGAGAAUAAACUUAAACUUUCCGAAUGGCAUAUGGAAGCUUCUAGAAUGACUCUUUAUAGGUAUGGAAAUACUUCUAGUAGUUCAUUAUGGUAUGAACUAGCAUAUCAUGAAGCUAAAGGAAGGAUUAAAAAGGGGGAUAGGAUCUGGCAAGUUGGAUUUGGUUCAGGUUUUAAGUGUAAUAGUGCAGUUUGGCAUGCUUUACGUGAUGUUCAUCUUAAUCAUGAAAUUAAUAACCCUUGGAAGGAUGAGAUUCAUAAUUUUCCCGUCAAUGUACCUAAAGUGUCACAUAUUAUUAUGUGAGGUUACCAUUAAAACAUACAUGAAUAAAUAUUCAUCAGUCUAAACGUAAGUGAGAGUGUAAAUAAUAGAGUAAAUAACACCUAAAAUCUAUUAAAGGUGGUGUUACCGUUACAUACUCAAUUAAUUAGGAUAUUUAAUUACUAGUACGUUAUGUAAUAAUAUAAUGUACUUUUAUGAUAUUUUUAGGUAAGAAAAGGUUUUGAUCGUCCAUCUAAACUAAUG
Messenger RNA from Amaranthus tricolor (Joseph's coat), 1725 nucleotides. RefSeq names its product 3-ketoacyl-CoA synthase 11-like. Lineage: Eukaryota; Viridiplantae; Streptophyta; Magnoliopsida; Caryophyllales; Amaranthaceae. Gene Ontology annotation, molecular function: acyltransferase activity, transferring groups other than amino-acyl groups. The transcript is spliced from 2 exons. Gene Ontology annotation, cellular component: membrane. Bases 1 to 1503 code for a protein of 500 amino acids. The record is from RefSeq and is a predicted model, not a curated record. Gene Ontology annotation, biological process: fatty acid biosynthetic process.